AUUAGCCUAGCUACACGGCUUAGGAAGUAGACUCCUUUUAAACUUUUUUAUUUCGUGUUGCAAAUAAUGUUGAAAACCUCUCUUACGUCAAAUGAUUCACCAGGUUUCCAGGGUGUUGCACUUUGAUGCGAGUCCUAUCGUUCACGAUUCACACCAACCAAUCACGGAUGCUUCCGUAUGUAUUGUGCGGUUUUGGUUAUAGUUGUUAUGGUAACGUUUCAUUUGUUUAGGUCUCUAGCCUUACAGGUCGCGUCGCAAAUAGCGGUAGCUAAAUUACGUGUUACUUAUUAAAUUCAAUUUUAUGUCUUGUGUUUGCGAGCAAGUAAAUUAAAUGGAUUCGAAUACAUUAUACUACUCAUUGGAUUUGGCAUCGGGCCACGGUUUAAGGUUGAGCAAUGAGCAGAAGGCUGCUUUGCAGACGUCCUUAGUAAUUCUACAAAGAAACUACCGAUUUAGUCGUGUGCUAUUGUGGGGCAAGAUUUUUGGUGUAAGGGGCGAUUAUUUUAUCGCACAGGGUGUUACAGAAGAUGAGCUUAAAGACAAAAAGGCAUUGUACAGCUUAAACUGCAUUGACUGGCACCUGCUUCCCCUCCCCACACCAGUCUUGCUGGCAGAAGUAGCAGCAGUGGCGAAGGGGCGUUUCGUAGGGGACCCCUCCUUUGAGUAUGAGCUCACAGAGACGCGGCAGCAGGGGGAGGGGGAUGAGGCCGUCAAGGAGGAGUUCACGAUGAAAGUGACUGAAGAGAAGAGGCUGGCAGCCACAGUGUUCAACAUUGAAAAGGACGUAUCUGUGGUGCCACGGGGUGCUUUCAUCAGGACCCCCCAUGACACAGUGCAGGUCAACCACAGCUUCCAAGGGCUGUCCACUUUGGAAGCUCGGAAUCUUGGCAACUACCUGCACUUCACUGAGCCGCAACAACUGAAGAAGAAAUCAAUUCUGGAGAUGGCUGACCUGGACCCCUCCAUUGACUUCUUGGACCCCCUGAGUGAGGACAUCCUGAAAGGGUCUUGGAGCCUGCAGAUGGAGGGCAGCAGUAUGUGUGUGUUGCGCAGUCUGCUGUGGCUGGGGCUGACCUUUUUCCAUGUUCCUGCUACCCCUCAACAUGGCUACAUCUACAUGGGUGAUGGGCUGAAAAAUCUGGACCUGCCCUUCAUGCUGUAGCAGGUUUCCUUACAUAAUCCAAAUUCUGGACUUAGCUUUCAUGCUGCAGCAUGUUUCCUUUCAUAAUAAAAAAUGUACAUGCACUUUA
Conger conger (European conger) is the source of this 1250-nucleotide messenger RNA. RefSeq names its product radial spoke head component 9 (gene rsph9). Gene Ontology annotation, biological process: motile cilium assembly; cilium movement involved in cell motility; axoneme assembly. The coding region runs from base 332 to 1162 and encodes 276 amino acids. The record is from RefSeq and is a predicted model, not a curated record. NCBI's taxonomy places the organism in Eukaryota, Metazoa, Chordata, Actinopteri, Anguilliformes, Congridae. The transcript is spliced from 5 exons. Gene Ontology annotation, cellular component: axoneme; radial spoke.